Theileria annulata is the source of this 1539-nucleotide messenger RNA. RefSeq names its product nonsense-mediated mRNA decay protein (NMD3). Gene Ontology annotation, molecular function: ribosomal large subunit binding. The coding region runs from base 1 to 1539 and encodes 512 amino acids. The record is from RefSeq and is a predicted model, not a curated record. Lineage: Eukaryota; Apicomplexa; Aconoidasida; Piroplasmida; Theileriidae. The transcript is spliced from 5 exons. Gene Ontology annotation, cellular component: cytoplasm; nucleus. Gene Ontology annotation, biological process: ribosomal large subunit export from nucleus.
AUGCCGGACUGGUUAUUCACAUCUCCUACAAAGCUGGAUUCUAUUUAUCCACCUAUGCAAUGCUUUCUUUGUGGAGAGUUUGUUUCGGCCCCUACUUCAUCAAGGAUGUGCUCCACUUGCCUUACCAAAAGCGUAGAUUUGAGCGAAAACGUAUCCACUCACUGUACUAUACUUCAAUGCACAACUUGUACAAGAUUUUAUCACGAUAGAUGGUUAAACUGCGAAUUGGAAAGUAAAGAGUUGUUAUCAAUUUGCCUUAAAAAGAUAAAAGGGAUUGAUUUGAUGAAAAUCGUAGAUGCACACUUCAAAUGGACUGAACCGCAUAGUAAAAAACUUAAAGUUAACGUCACAGUUCAAAAGGAAGUUGAAAAUAAUUGCGUAGUGGAGCAGUCACUUUCAAUAGAUUUUACUAUAGCCUCAGCACAAUGCGCUAGCUGUAAACAAAUGUACACUCCCCAUACUUGGAAAGCUUUGGUCCAGAUAAGGCAAAAAACUAAGGAUAAGAAACAUAUACUUUUGUUGGAGCAGAUUAUCCUUAAGCAUAACGCACACGAGAAUGUUUUAAAUAUAUUAUCAAGGAGGAACGGAUUUGAUCUCCAUUUCUCAUCAAGAAACGAUGCCCAAAAAUUCGCAGAUUUUGUGUCAGAUAAAAUCGUUUCACAGAUUAAAAACAGCAAGAAACUAGUGACUCAAGAUGUCAACAAUAACAAAUAUAACUAUAAAUACACAUUACAUGUCUCACUGGUGCCAAUUUGCACAGAUGACCUUGUGUUUCUAUCACCCAAGGUUUCGUCAAUAUAUGGUGGAAUCUCACCUUUUCUACUCUGCAUAAACUUGACUUCCACGAUUUCACUUAUGGACCCUUUCACACUGAGGAAACUGGAAGUCUCAAGCGAUAAAUAUUGGAGGAAUCCAUUCGUGUCAUGUAAGAAGUGGAGAUUUAAUUUAUUUUUAGUGUUCAACAAGUUUAACCUGUGUGAAUUCAUUGUAUUGAAUAUCGAAAAAGACUACACAAGGAAAUCAAAAGACCAACAAUACGAACUUGUAGAUGUCGAGAUUAUGCCAUCGAAUUCAUCAAAAAUUAUAUACACCAAGUCUCAUCUAGGGAAGAUAUUGACAGUUGGAGGUACCUAUUUGGGCUAUGAUAUUAAGAGAAUAAACAUGAAUGGACUUUCAGAACAGGAAACUGACAUCAGUAAUCGCAUUCCAUUCGAUGUAAUUCUCGUUAGAAAGGCAAAAAAAUAUUCAUCAAAACAUAAUUGGGUCCUAAAGAGAAUGUUUAGGAGGAAAAAUAAUCAGAAAGAUAAAGAUAACGAUAUGGAAGAAGAUAUAGACGAAGAUGAACUUUUGGACUUUAAGGAAGAAAUUGUAAAUAGAAAAGAGUUUCAAAAGGAUAUUGAUUUCUAUCGCAAUCCAAGAGCAAAACCGCACAAGGAAUUUGAUAUUACACCUUCCUCAGAUAUGUCAGAUGAGUUCGCAAUGAACAACUUAUCGGUUCAACUGAAAGAUCUUUCAAUUCAUGAUGAUGAAUAUUUUUAA